Molecule: messenger RNA, 1299 nt
Organism: Manihot esculenta (cassava)
Lineage: Eukaryota; Viridiplantae; Streptophyta; Magnoliopsida; Malpighiales; Euphorbiaceae
Product: PI-PLC X domain-containing protein At5g67130
Exons: 9
Coding region: 1-1116 (371 amino acids)
Biological process (GO): lipid metabolic process
Molecular function (GO): phosphoric diester hydrolase activity
Source: RefSeq, a predicted model, not a curated record
AUGGAAAUGGCUUUAGUGCAGCUAAAUAACGGUGGCGUCAACGACGGCGGUGCUUCAACUUUGUUCUGUUUCAUUGCUACUGCAUUUGCUUGCACCACUGGCCAAUGCAAGCAACUCCAAGAAACUUGUUCGUCUGAUGCAGAUUGUGCAGCUGGGCUUACUUGCUUGUCUUGUUCUUUAGUAUUUGAGGGUUCAAGAUGUGUAAGAUCAAACAUAACAGACCAGUUCAAGCUUAUGAACAAUUCUCUGCCUUUCAACAAAUAUGCAUUCUUGACUACUCACAAUUCAUUUGCCAUCGAAGGAGAGCCAUCCCACACAGGAGUUCCUAGAGUGACCUUUACAAAUCAAGAAGACAAUGUCACACAACAGCUCAAUCAUGGGGUUCGAGCUUUAAUGCUGGACACUUAUGAUUUUGAUGGAGAUGUUUGGUUGUGCCAUUCAUUUGAGGGAAAAUGCCAUGAUUUUACAGCAUUUGAACCUGCUAUAGACACUUUCAAGGAAAUAGAAGCCUUCCUGUCAGGAAAUCCAUCAGAAAUUGUAACAUUGAUCCUGGAAGACUACGUUUCAACACCAAAUGGAUUGACAAACGUUUUCAAUAAUUCAGGUUUGAUGAAAUAUUGGUUUCCAGUGUCAAAUAUGCCUCAAAAUGGAAAUGACUGGCCGCUGGUGAAGGACAUGGUUGACAAUAACCAAAGGCUUAUCGUCUUCACUUCAAAGAAGUCUAAACAAGAAACUGAAGGAAUAGCUUAUCAAUGGAACUAUAUGGUUGAGAACCAAUAUGGGGAUGAUGGGCUGAGUAAGAAUUGUACUAACAGAGCAGAGUCAUCAUCACUUAGUGACAAAACAAAAUCUUUGGUGCUAGUAAAUCACUUUGGAUCAGUUCCAGUGAAAGAAAUUGCAUGCAAUGAGAAUUCUGCAAGCCUUAUUGAUACCCUUCAUACAUGUUAUGCUGCAUCUGGUAAUAGAUGGGCUAACUUUGUUGCUGUUGAUUAUUACAAGAGGAGCAAUGGAGGUGGAGCAUUUCAAGCUGUAGACACACUGAACGGGGAGCUACUAUGUGACUGCAAUGAUGUACAUGCAUGUGUGGCGGGAUCAUCAGCAACGUGCACUCAAUGAGAAGCAAAUCAAACGUGAGCUUAGACAAUUAAACAUCUUAGAAAUUGGAUCUACAGGUUGAAGUAGGCAUUUACAUAUUCAGAAAUUGAAGCCUGUUAAAUGAUGAAAUAAGAAGUUAGUUGCAGUGAAAAUCUAGUUGAAGACAUUUUCCUCCAUCAUGCUUGGUUUAUAGAAAGAUUUUCA